Molecule: messenger RNA, 1414 nt
Organism: Talaromyces proteolyticus
Lineage: Eukaryota; Fungi; Ascomycota; Eurotiomycetes; Eurotiales; Trichocomaceae
Product: putative metal-dependent hydrolase
Exons: 2
Coding region: 369-1337 (322 amino acids)
Biological process (GO): secondary metabolic process
Cellular component (GO): cytoplasm; cytosol
Molecular function (GO): carboxy-lyase activity; hydrolase activity
Source: RefSeq, a predicted model, not a curated record
AUAUGAACAAUUCAGUCUUAUUAUUGUUAUUGCAAUUGCCAAAGCCACCGAUCGGUCGUACCCUUAGCAAUUAAGUUCGUUGCGAGCGACAAGUACUAAUCUCCGUUCCGGCAUUAAGAAGUUCAAAGGCCGUUGUUUCCGUCUUCAACUUAGGGCGGAAUAGUCGCGUCAUGCUUUGAGAUUGGAAUAAUGGCUCCUUGAUCUGCGGAUAUGCCACACCAAUAGUUGCCUGAUAUUAACGCAAGGUAACCAAGUUCAAUCUCCGGGUGUUCGCGCGUAUUCGGAUUUAUGAUUAUCGGACGUUUCAACAUGACAUUUGGAAUACAAGUAUUGGCCAUCAUAUCAAUUCACUAUUCCGGAAUAACGCUAUGACUCCACCUCUCAUCACCCUCGAGGAGCACUACACCUCGCCCAAGGUGAAGGAAUCCAGCGACGAGGCACGCUCCCACUACUCCCACUUCCCUCCACAUACUCUUGCAAAACUAGAUCAUCUGGGCGAAAACCGCAUCCAGGACCUUGAUAAUGGCAAAGUAUCUUUGCAAGUCAUUUCCCAUGGCCCCGGUGAUAUCUCACCAUCUCUAUGCACCGUUGUCAAUGAUGACCUCGCCGCUGCCGUUUCUCAGCAUCCCACCCGCCUCGCAGCCUUCGCGAUGCUCCCCAUGAGUGAACCCAUUGCUGCCGCCAAGGAGCUAGAGCGUGCUGUGAAAACCCUGGGCUUCGUUGGCGCUUUAAUCGAGAAUCACCUCAACGGGACAUUCUACGAUCACGAGCGCUUCUGGCCUGUGUUUGAGAAAGCCCAGGAACUAGAUGUGCCCAUCUACAUCCAUCCGACAUUCGCGUCUGACUCCAUGAUGGAACAUUACAAGGGGAACUAUGACGAUUCGGUAGCUCUAGCUCUGAGCGCUUUCGGCUGGGGCUGGCACCACGAGACUGGUCUUCAUGUUCUACGACUGUAUGCCAGCGGCCUCUUCGAACGCUUCCCGCGCUUGAAACUCGUCAUCGGGCAUAUGGGCGAGCUAUUGCCAUUCCAGUUCGACCGCGUCUGCAACGUCACCGCUAGAUGGGCGAAGAAGCGGAGCCUUCAGGAUGUGUGGGAAAAGAAUAUCUGGAUUACCACCAGUGGCAUGUUUUCGUUGCCUCCACUAGAAUGUCUUUUGAAAACGAUGCCUAUUGAGCAUGUCCUAUAUAGCGUCGAUUAUCCCUUUUCAACUAAUGAGAAGGGAUUGCAGUUCAUUGAGGAGAUCGAGAAGAGUGGAUUGCUCACGGGCGAGAAAUUGAAGUUGUUUGCGUAUCAAAAUGCGGAGAACUUGUUGCGUGUCAAAGCGAAAAGUUUAUAGAUGACCAGCCAUAACUUGUCUGGUUUGUUUUAGAUAGAGGGUGCUUUGAAUGCAAGAAUAAUGAAUUAUGAUAUAAA